UCCUCUUCCGAAAUGCCGGUCGCCUUUGAUCUCUUCUGCUACUGCAGCAAUCUCCGAAAUGCCGGUCCACUCGAUCUCGAUUAGCUAUUUUUCUCUUGAAAUGACCAAGAAAAAUCAAAAGCGAACACCAUUUGGGUGCCGAAGCAUGUCAUUGUAUCUUCUCUUCUUGCCACGUUUUGCAGUGUUGUGGUCUGUGCGUUGCGGUGUUUGCCCGCUUGACGGUAUCUGACGCGUGGUGUUGUUUCGAUUUAAAUACUGUGCCUGUUAGUUUGACCGCGAGAUGUCGAAGUCUGGGGCGUUGGAUCUUGCUUCGGGCGUGGGAGGGAAGAUCAAGAAGGAAGACGUGCAAUCCGCUGUCGAUCAGUACGAAAAAUAUCAUGUCUGUUAUGGAGGGGAUGAAGAGACAAGGAAAGCAAACUACAGUGAUAUGGUAAAUAAGUACUAUGAUCUUGCCACCAGCUUCUAUGAAUUUGGCUGGGGAGAGUCAUUUCACUUUGCUCCCAGAUGGAAAGGGGAGUCGCUGCGUGAAAGCAUUAAGCGGCAUGAACACUUCCUUGCCUUGCAAAUGGGGUUGAAACCUGGGAUGAAGGUGUUGGAUGUAGGUUGUGGAAUCGGUGGGCCUCUACGAGAGAUUGCUAGAUUUAGCUCAACAUCCAUUACAGGAUUAAACAACAAUGAGUACCAGAUAUCAAGGGGAACAGAACUCAACCGCAUAGCAGGAGUGAGUGAGUCCUGCGACUUUGUUAAGGCCGACUUCAUGAAAAUGCCAUUUUCUGACAACACAUUUGACGGUAUAUAUGCGAUAGAAGCAACUUGUCAUGCACCAGAUGCCGUUGGCUGCUAUAAGGAGAUCUACAGGGUGUUGAAGCCUGGUCAGUGUUUUGCGGCAUACGAGUGGUGCAUGACCGAUCAUUUCGAUCCAAACAACGAAAGUCACAAUAAGACCAAGGCCGAAAUUGAGCUUGGCAAUGGACUUCCAGAUAUAAGAACCACGAGAGAAUGCCUUGACGCCCUGAAGCUUGCAGGAUUUGAGGUCGUAUGGGAGAAGGAUCUUGCUGUUGAUUCUCCUGUAUCUUGGUAUUUGCCACUGGAUACGAGCAAGUUCUCGAUAACUAGCUUCCGUUUGACAGCUUUUGGGCGAUUCGUUACGAGAACUAUGGUCAAGACAUUGGAAUUUGUGGGUAUUGCUCCGGCCGGAAGCAACAGGGUAUCAUCAUUCCUAGAAAAGGCAGCCGAGGGACUCGUGGAGGGAGGAAGGAAGGAGAUCUUCACACCAAUGUAUUUCUUUUUGGUCAGAAAGCCUCUUGCAGAUUCUUGAGGAAGACCGAAGUGUGUAUUUGCUAGCUGCUCUCCUUGUGUGGAUGGUUAAAUAUAUUUUCUUUGUAACCAGUCUAUUUAUCGCCCGAACAUGGCAGGGUCACCAUUCUUGGUAUUAUUUAUAAUUUCUUGUUCAAUAUUUCCAGAUUGUGUUCUCCAAUAUUUAUCCUGUAUUGAUGGGAAUUUGGUGCUAUGUAUUUUCUCAAAGCUAAGAUUUCCUUA
Musa acuminata subsp. malaccensis (wild Malaysian banana) is the source of this 1539-nucleotide messenger RNA. Its product is annotated as cycloartenol-C-24-methyltransferase 1. NCBI's taxonomy places the organism in Eukaryota, Viridiplantae, Streptophyta, Magnoliopsida, Zingiberales, Musaceae. Gene Ontology annotation, cellular component: endoplasmic reticulum. The record is from RefSeq and is a predicted model, not a curated record. Gene Ontology annotation, biological process: sterol biosynthetic process. Gene Ontology annotation, molecular function: sterol 24-C-methyltransferase activity.